AAACAAUGGACAAUAUUGUUACUGAAAGUAUUAAAUUUGAAAGCGAACCAAAUUACCUCCAAAGAGGUUACCACCUCUUCGAUAUCAGUUUUUUGAACGGAUUAACAUGUGUUAUAACUAAUAAAAUCGAGACGGACGAGAUUCACCUGAAAAUAAAACUGGAUUGGGAUGAGCGAGACAUAGAGAAGAUCACUGGUUUCAUCCAAUUGUCGUAUGAUGGCCAUCAACUGAAACCUAUUGAUUCGAACUUUGACAAACGAGGAGGAAUCUGCACAAUAAUAGUUCCUAAAUUCCUAUAUGAAUACCGCUGGUCGUUUUCGUUCAAUCUAAAACUUCACCGCGACCCAGCCAAACCACCCCAGAUUUCUAAUGACCUCAAAUCUCAGGUGUCUUAUGACACAAUGUUUGAGCCAUCCAGGAAGCACGAUGCGGUGCUCUUAAUUGGGGAGAAGAAGCUUCAUGUGAACAAGGCUUUCCUCUCCUAUCACUCCGACUAUUUUUCUGAUCUAUUCGCUGAGAAAGUCGACGAGAAGAACGGGAUCCCGAUCGAAAACGUGACCUAUGAGAAUUUCGGGCUUCUCAUGAGUGUCAUCUACCCUGAAGCGGUUUUCUCGAAUCACCAGAACGCUGAAGUCCUUCUCGAGCUGGGAAAUCGUUUCAAGAUUCCGGCUGUGAUGCGUCACGUGGAAAACCAAAUCGUUGGAGACACCACCAAGUUCCCAAAUAAACGGUUGAUUUCCCUGGCAGAGAAAUACGGACUUCAAAAGCUAUUGGCUAUGGAAAUCCAGAAGAUGAAAAGCUUCGACCAGGCUAAGAAGUUCAAAGGAUCGGACGAUUACUUGCAGUUGUCGGAUGCGACAAAGGCCAAGAUCUUCGAUCGACUCAUUGAGUUAUCGUGAUUUCUUUCAAUUUGACUUGAUUCUUGAAAAUAAACCAUUCUGUUACUUUUUUCG
Molecule: messenger RNA, 953 nt
Organism: Caenorhabditis elegans
Lineage: Eukaryota; Metazoa; Nematoda; Chromadorea; Rhabditida; Rhabditidae
Gene: btb-11
Product: BTB domain-containing protein
Exons: 4
Coding region: 6-899 (297 amino acids)
Source: RefSeq, marked reviewed